Molecule: messenger RNA, 5293 nt
Organism: Drosophila eugracilis
Lineage: Eukaryota; Metazoa; Arthropoda; Insecta; Diptera; Drosophilidae
Exons: 2
Coding region: 88-5220 (1710 amino acids)
Source: RefSeq, a predicted model, not a curated record
CCUAGUUCUAUAGGCUACAGGUGAACAACACUAUGGAAAAUUGAUCACCGAGUGGAUACGGAUGAGUGCAAAGGACAGAGGGGCAACAUGGCAGCUAAGUUAACAACACCGUUUUCGAAUAUAGAGCUGCUUAGAAAGACCCAGAAGCUGAUCCAUCUAUAUCGAUCAAGCGAAUGUCUGUGGAAUCCGCAGUCUCCUGGAUACCAUAGUGUUUCUGUAAAGGAGGAUGCUUGGCGAAGGAUAACGCGCCAAAUGAGAUGCGGAUUAACUCCUGACCAGGUGAAGUUGCAGGUUCUCGCUCUUCGGAACUAUUACUCCAAGGAAUGUGAAGCUAUCCGACUUAGUCAACUUGAAGGUUACAAAUAUGUUCCCAGACACUCUUAUUUCGAGGACCUACUCUUCUUGGGUAACCAGCAAAACGAGAACAUAAGAAAGUCCAAUACAAGUUUCAGUAUGGACCAAGACUUUAGCGUCUUGGAGGAUGUAUUCAUCCAAGACGAUAGUAGGACCAUCAAAGCGACUUAUCCGCCGAACUAUUCUGAGGCCACAUUCUGUUAUCCUUCAGUUUCUUUGAGUGAAUGCCCUAGUAAUACAAAACGAGACUACACCUUCUACAAGAUGAUCCUAGAACCUGAACCACCAAACGAGGAGCACAUACAGAACUAUAAAGAAAGAUACACUUCCGGCAAUGAUCGUUGGUAUCCAACUUCUUAUUGCUUGCAAUGCAAGUCAGAGGAGGCAGAUGAUCCCUGUGCAGCGUGCGAGAGAAGAAACCGUUGUUCUAAUUCCAUAAGUAACAGCUGCCUGAAGCCACGAAGUAGUUGCAGAGCUAAGACUACUAACAAGAAACGUUCUCAGGAAGAGUGUCAGUGUGGAAGUCAAUCUCAAGAUAUGUUAAGAAUUAGGCAACAUCGUUCUAAUAGUCAAUGUGGUUGUACAACAAAACGCAGUCCGCGAGCCCAUCAAAGCGGCGUCUUCGUUGAUAUGAGCAACUGGAUUGGUAAUGAGGCCAACAAUAGUGUAUUACCAAGAGAUAGUUGGCCAGGUCCCAGGCUAUGUACUCAAACCCGCAGGGAGUGGAAGCCUCGAUAUCGCAAAGGAAUACCUGACGAAAAUCGAAAAUGUUACAGUGGAAGUUGGAAGCGGAAUAACGAUGCCAUGUGCCAGCAACUUCAGGAAAAGUUGGCAAACCAGGAGAACAAAAGUGGCGGUUGCUCUGAUGAAGGAGGUUCUGGCCAUAGCCGUAACUGCAACUGUCGCCGGCGGUCGGGUAUGGAUCAGCAGAAUGGGAUGCCUUCGCAGAAAAUGAGCCAAGGAAAAAGUGAACCUCAGUCCAUAUCAAAUAAUCCUCCCAAUGAUCCUGGACAGAAUACCAAUAAUCAGCCGAUUUCGGAUCGAUAUUACAACGAUAAUAAUCAGCCAAAUGUUCAACCCAAUCGGUGUAGUAUCUAUGGAUGUCAGUGCAUGUAUUGUAAUCGAAUUGUGGUUCCACCCCAGGAAAACUACUAUCCACCAGAAGCCCUCGACCAGAAUCCUGCGAGUUUCAACCGUAGAAUUCCUCCAGGAAAUCAAGUGGGUCAGGUUCAGCCUUAUAGAGAAAUAGAAUAUUUUAAUGAUUUCGGACGAUCUGGUUAUCCGGAACAACAGCAUGUGUACUGCAUCAAUGCAGAGAAUGCAGACAUGUGGGUACAGGCUCAGGCCACGGAUACAGCUGCCAAUCCUGCCCAGAUGCCAAUGGCGCCGUUAUCAACGUCUUGGCAGGAGGAAAAGAAGGGAGCAUCAUCUCAACCCGGUGACGAGAGCAACCCUUUAACACCCAUCUCCAUCCCACAGCAGGAUCAAAACAAUAUGUAUUCGUCCAAUGCUAAUGCCAGAUCCCACCCCGAACAGGCACUUUCCACAAAAUCAAAUUUGAAUUCACCUCCACAGAAUAUUCUCUUUGUCGAGUGUCCUGCCUAUAAAAACAAACCAAGAACUAAGGACCAAAAAUACCAAUCAAAUAGAGGGAACUACCAAAACCAAGAGCCAGACUAUGAUACCGAUGAGGAAACUUCUAAUUACGUAGAUCGUGCAGCCCAAAGAAAAAAUCGAAAUGAUCAUCAGAGAAGUAGGCCAGAGGAUGAGAAUCGUUCUCGCAGAAGACCAAAUAAACAAGAUUCUGAUCGUCCAACUCAGUUAAAGCAAAACUGUGACGAUGUGAGGUGCCCAGCUAACAGAAGCGAUCGAAAAGAUCAGGCUUCUCAAAGAAGAAAUCGAACUGAUGAAAGAGUUGCAAGUAACCCUGAUUCCAACUAUGAAGAUUCUCCUUUACCACGUCGAAGAAAUGAUGACACCGAGACCCCCAACGAUCAAAAAGUUUUUCAAUUACGGACCGAUGAUUCUGAAUUAAUAGAGUGUCCAGCUUUUAGUGACACAAAUCCCCAAGAGUGUCCGAAUUUGAAAUACAGGCGUGAGGAACCCAGUUGUCAGGAUGGGGAAGAAAGAAUUGCUCAAAGAAAAAGGCCUCCAUCAAGGACUCGGGAUUAUGAGGAGGAACCGAAAUCAAGUCCCAAACGAAGGCAAGAACAAGAUAGAUAUACCAAUAAAAGAUAUACUGGGCAAGACGGUGAAGAUAAUUCGAAACGAUCCCCAAGGAAUCGCAACUUUGAGGAGAAGGCUACGCCAAGUUCUAGAGGAAAAUCUCAAGGCAAAAGUAGAAAUCGUCCCGAAAAUGAAACCUACGAAGAAACGAAUCCAAAUCCGAGGGAUAGAUAUAGUGGUCAAGGAAGGGAAGAUAACUUGCGGUCCAAGACGAAACCAGCUGAUGAAUCUAACAAACCACAAAGACGAAAUGGAGAAUACUGUACUGAUGAAACCUGUCCGUUUAGCAGUUCUAGACAAGAUUUAAAUAGAUCUGGACGGCAACCAAAAAAUAUGAGGGAGGUAGAAGAUCCCAGAUAUGGUUAUGGUGAAAAUCAGAACUCCGGAAGAAAAGAUUUCGGGUGCAAUGAUGACACGUGUCCAUAUGCUGAUACCGGGAAAGCGAAAGAAAUGCCACGAAAACGACGUGAUCAAACGAAUCCUAAAGAGCAGGGUGAAGAAGCAAACGGAGCAAGAAGACGGUAUAGGGAUGAAUCCUCGCCAAGAAGGCAAUUGCGGGAUGGUGAUAAAGCUCAGAAUCAAGGGAAAGGCCGAAGAGAAGUUGGUAAUUAUAGAAAUCAGAGAAAGGAAGUUCCCGCUGAAAUGGAUGACUAUGAAUAUGAGCCAAAUAGUAGGGGUUACGAAUCAAAAAGAUAUAAAAAUACAAACAGCGACUCCGAUAAAGACUUGGAAGUUCGUUCGCCAGUGGAUGAAUUUAACAAGUAUCCUAGAAGUGAAGAAAGAAAUCAACCUCGUAGAUAUGAUGAAAGACAAAGAGAUUACCGCAGUGAAAAUCAAUACAGAAGUAAUAGGAAUGCAGAAGAAUCGGAUUGCUUGUGUGACGAAGACAUGGACUCUGAAGGAUAUGACGCCUAUAAUGGCUAUCCUGUAAUGGAUAAGAGAGAAUAUAAUAGAACUGAAAAAUCUAGAAGACCCAAACAACCUCUGAGUUACGAUAACUCUGAAAGCGAGGAAAGGGAAUACCAUAAGUCGGAUAACAAAAGAGAUAAGAAGCCUACUUAUUCCAGGGGAACUGAUGUAUACUGUAGGUGUAGUGCUGAUGAUUUUCCCAAAACCAAUGAUAGGAAUAUGAAUUCUACACAAAAUAGAAGUACUCGAAAGCCUAGAAAUGAUCAAAGGACUACUGACAAUAUGAGAGAUGGCAAAAAAGAAAGAACCAGAGGAGUCGAAGAAGAGGUUGUGGACUGUGAAUGCAAAUUCGAUGAUGCCAACGCCUAUCAAAAAUAUGUUGCAGAGCCAGAGACUUCCAUUCCCAAUAGAGGCAGAAGAGAUAAGCAAGAUCUGGAUGAUCCUGGAAUAGAUAAUGGAAACGAAAUAGUUAUAUGUGAAUGUGAGCCCGAUGAAGAUUAUAAUUCCAAAUUUGAAAAUAGGAAUACCAACCAAAAUGGUAAUGGUAAUAUAGUCCCUGACGAAGGAUGUUUUUGUGAGCUGAAAAAUGAUCCAAACGAGCCCAAGAUAACUGUCCCAAAGAAACGAAACCAAGCCGGUAGCAUUUGUACGGCACUCAACUUGGAGAAACCCCAGGACGAAACCAAGAAACCCAAACCAUUGGAGUUAUUGAACAGCUUAAAGUUGGAAAGAAAGAUUAAUAAAGCGAAAACAGGAUUAAUCAGUGAUAACCAGCUUCCUCCUGUCAAGAAGAGACCCCGCCCCAAAACUGGAAUAUCCCCUAGAGUGCAGUCCAGAUCCGCCAGCCCCGUUCGCCUUUCUGGAGCUCAGAGGGCUCAGUUAGAAGAACCAAUGAAGCAACGAACCACGACGAAAACUGGAGGUCAAUCCUCCGAGUAUGGCAGCCGUCCUACCCAAAGCGCCGCCAAGAGAACUAUGGACACAAAAGCAGCUGUCAACAGCAAGUUGCCCUUUGACUUAAAAUCGGCCGCUUAUUUUAUUUGCAAAUUACAGGACCACGGUAAUCACCAAAAGUACCUCCUCGUGGUGCCGAAGAAAUCGAUUGGACCAUCCGAUGGCCACCAGAUGGGCCCAGGACAAGCGUCUGUGAAGCAGCUGCACUGCCCCCGGCAGUGCUCCGGCUCUCAGGGCAUGUCCUGGGUCGAUUCGUCGACCGUCAACCAAUCGCAGCCAUCUCGGCCAUCUCAGCAAUCCCAGCCGACGGAGGGUCUCUCAGUACUGGGUUCCUUCAGGGUUCCCUCGGUCCUGGCCAAAACAGCGCUGGACAUCAUCAAUGAGCACCUGAACAUGAAGAGUGUAAUACCAACUCCAGAUGUCAGAGAAUCGAUGCCUCAUCCAAAAAAGAUCCGGCGGUCUGUACUAUAUCGAGCUAUGACAUCAAGACCAAGGAGACCUGUUCUACGGCCAUCCAACAAAGCCAACGUUCCGGUCCUGGACGAGAACAGGACUUUAUUGCUUACCAAUAAUCCCUUUCAAAAUUUGAGUUUCGGCGAUAACGUGCGAGAUGUUAUAGUACUGCAUCCACCGGUUCCUGGUUUUCGACCAUCGAAGAACUCCUUCAGCAAGAUCGAUGUAGAGAUGCAGCACAUCAUAGUCCCAGGCGAAGACACUGAGGCGAUUCCACUGCCACCCAAGCCGCCUACAAAACCCAAGCGAGUGUAUCCUCGGUGAUCAAUCCAUAGCGUAAUGUCCUAACACAUACUUCCUGCCCCUCGAAUCAUAUAAAGAACAGCACCCAACCGAA